Acipenser ruthenus (sterlet) is the source of this 1157-nucleotide messenger RNA. RefSeq names its product ribosomal protein SA (gene rpsa). The transcript is spliced from 8 exons. Gene Ontology annotation, cellular component: cytosolic small ribosomal subunit; ribosome; 90S preribosome. NCBI's taxonomy places the organism in Eukaryota, Metazoa, Chordata, Actinopteri, Acipenseriformes, Acipenseridae. The coding region runs from base 3 to 1088 and encodes 361 amino acids. Gene Ontology annotation, biological process: cytoplasmic translation; ribosomal small subunit assembly. The record is from RefSeq and is a predicted model, not a curated record. Gene Ontology annotation, molecular function: laminin receptor activity; structural constituent of ribosome.
ACAUGCCUGACAGGAAGCCUCCCGGUGAUUGGCUGCGGCCGGGGUAUAAAAUCGCGUCACUUCCUCUGCUCGGCCUCUUUAUUUUCGUGUGGUGCGGAUCUCCAUACGGCGUUGUCUCGUGCUAUCCUGUCGUUGCUUGUCCAGGGAAAGCGUUCACGAUGUCCGGAGGUCUCGAUGCUCUGCAGAUGAAGGAGGAGGAUGUCCUCAAGUUCCUCGCUGCUUCCACUCACCUUGGAGGAACCAACCUGGACUUCCAGAUGGAGCAGUACGUGUACAAGAGGAAGAGUGACGGUGUCUACAUCAUCAACCUGAAGAAGACCUGGGAGAAGCUGCUGCUGGCGGCCCGCGCCAUCGUGGCCAUCGAAAACCCAGCCGACGUGUGUGUCAUCUCCUCCAGGAACACUGGGCAGAGAGCUGUGCUGAAGUUUGCUUCGGCCUCCGGAGCCACGACAUUCGCUGGCCGCUUCACCCCUGGGACCUUCACCAAUCAGAUCCAAGCAGCCUUCCGCGAGCCCCGCCUCCUGAUCGUGACGGACCCGCGAGCCGACCACCAGCCGCUGACCGAGGCUUCGUACGUGAACAUCCCCACGAUCGCGCUGUGCAACACGGACUCCCCUCUGAGAUACGUGGACAUCGCGAUCCCGUGCAACAACAAGGGUCACCACUCUGUGGGGUUGAUGUGGUGGAUGUUGACUCGCGAGGUGCUCAGGAUGAGAGGCACCAUCUCCAGGGAUCACCCCUGGGAGGUCAUGCCUGAUCUCUACUUCUACAGAGACCCAGAGGAGAUUGAGAAGGAGGAGCAGGCUGCCGCUGAGAAGGCCGUUGGGAAGGAGGAGUUCCAGGGAGAAUGGACCGCCCCCGUCGCUGACUUCGUGCAGCCCGAGGUUGCCGAUUGGUCGGAGGGAGUUCCGGUGCCCUCGGUGCCUAUCCAGCAGUUCCCGCCCGCAGCCCCAGCUAAAGGAGCUCCAGCCGCAGCUCCAGAGACCUUCGCAGAGGAUUGGAGUGCUCAGCCCGCCACGGAGGAUUGGUCGGCUGCUCCCACUGCCCAGGCUUCCGAAUGGGGCGGGACCACUGCCGAUUGGUCCUAAAUGUGCAGCAGCUACAGCAGGACGGUUCUGACCUGAGGAAUCAAUAAAUACAGCUGUUUAUUAUAUAAA